Xiphophorus couchianus (Monterrey platyfish) is the source of this 1510-nucleotide messenger RNA. RefSeq names its product centrin, EF-hand protein, 2 (gene cetn2). The transcript has 5 exons. Gene Ontology annotation, molecular function: calcium ion binding. The record is from RefSeq and is a predicted model, not a curated record. Gene Ontology annotation, cellular component: myosin II complex. Lineage: Eukaryota; Metazoa; Chordata; Actinopteri; Cyprinodontiformes; Poeciliidae. The coding region runs from base 272 to 796 and encodes 174 amino acids.
CCAGUGCGUGCGUCGGCUGGCAAACAAUGGGUUAAAAUUGUCCAGUCCGUGACAGCUGCUGGAGCGCAGGUUAUUAGCUAGAAACGCGAUUCCCCUCCACAUUAUGGCUGAUAUUUGUGUAAAAUAAAACCGGAGGUGUCAGGCUAAUCUUUCAUGCGAUCCACUCAUCUCCCCUCUCCUACAUGAUACAGAGGCCUUACAGCGGAGAAGAAAAACACACUCUUUUUUUUUUUUUUCUUUAGUAAACUGCCGGUCAAAUACACAGGAAUAAAUGGCAACCAGUGCCAAGAGGCCAUCCCUACAGGGUCCAGUGCCCCCUCCUCGCAAGAAGACAACUCCCAAGCCAGAGCUGACUGAGGAGCAGAAGCAGGAGAUCAGGGAGGCCUUUGAGCUGUUUGACACCGAUGGCUCUGGACACAUCGAUGUGAAGGAGCUCAAGGUUGCAAUGAGAGCUCUGGGGUUCGAACCAAAGAAGGAGGAGAUCAAGAAGAUGAUUGCAGAAGUGGAUAAGGAUGGGACGGGAAAGAUUUCCUUCGCUGACUUUCUGGCAAUCAUGACACAGAAAAUGGCUGACAAAGACUCCAAAGAGGAGAUCCUAAAAGCGUUCCGGCUGUUUGACGACGACGAAACAGGCAAGAUCUCUUUUAAAAACCUGAAGAGGGUGGCCAAAGAGCUCGGAGAAAACCUGACAGACGAGGAACUGCAGGAAAUGAUAGAUGAAGCGGACAGGGAUGGGGACGGAGAGGUGAACGAGCAGGAGUUCUUGCGCAUCAUGAAGAAAACCUGCCUGUACUGAAGGCGAUGCAGAGUCACGUCUGGACAGCGCUUUGUGUGUAAUGCUGCUCAUUCACGCAUGUAGAAAACUUUUAAUUGUUGUGUUGUGCCAUAAUUGUCACCUAAAACGUAUCAAACUGCACGGUGAUAUAUUAGAGUGGAAUAAACGUAGGACUGGAAGACGACAGGUGAAAAGCCAAAUUACCAAUCGUAUUUGAUUUAAAGUCAUAAAACUAAACAUGCUGCAGGUUUCUAAAAGGAAUAUAGAUUCACAUUGAUGCCAAAUUCAGUUGAGAUCAUUUGAAAUUUCUUAGUGCCUGCUAAAAACGAUGACAAGUACAUUCCAGUGCUUUAUUUGCUAGACGACUUUGUGGAUCAAGUUCUGCCGGGCUCUUCGUUUUUGCCCUUUUUAUGCCAAUUUUAGUGCAAUGCGGAAAACUUAACUUGGAUAAACGGGGAGUGCCGUCUCAUCCCUGCACUCCCUGUGGAUUUGUGCCUGCGCCUGAUAAAGGUGCCAUCACCACAAUCAGGGAAGAUGCUGCACAGAUCCACACACACACACACACCUUCCUCACUUGUCCCACCAGAGUGCUGAAUAUUGUACGUUUCCUAUAUAUUUGAUUCUGCUGUGGACAUUUGCUCCUCUGAAUUGUCGAGUGCUUUGCAUAUUGUGAAUUGAAGCGUGAAUACGUAGCAGAGUAGUACUUAAAAAAUAAAUAAAUAUGGUGAAGCAGUC